CUUGGAGCUGCUGCUGGCCCCGCUGGGGGCGGCAGGGGGGCGGCCACCCACCUCCUCCUCCUCCUCCUCCUCUUCCCCCUCCCCCUCCUUCCCCUCCUCCUCUUCUGGUGGUGGGCCCGGCCGCAGCAGCCCGCCUCCCCCGCUGCGACCUCACCCUCGGGUGUCCCCCGAGCUGCUACUGCGGGCGCUGUUGGCGGCGCUGCGGCGCGGGCAGCUGGCGGGGGCGGCCAGGUUGCAGCUGACGGCCUCCGGGGGCAGUUGGGAGUGGCAGCUGAGCGCCUCCGCAGCGCUGCUAAACACGCCGGGCUGUCAGGGCCUUAUGCGGGCUGGCGGGGCCAGGCUGGGGCCUUCCGCGCUGGUUGACCCGCAACAGAGCUUUGUACCUGGAUUCGAACCCGGGUCGGGAGCUGCCGUGCCUUCGCUGCGCAUGCUUCAGGAAGUGACAUUGUUGGAUGCGCUAGGGGAACCAUUUGAAUGGUCAGAGGAGGAGGAAGAGGAGGAGAGGGGAGGAGGGGAGGUUGUGGGGAGCGGGUUGUCGGAGCAGCAAGGAAAGCGAGGUG
Astrephomene gubernaculifera is the source of this 560-nucleotide messenger RNA. The record is from the annotation of a GenBank genome assembly. NCBI's taxonomy places the organism in Eukaryota, Viridiplantae, Chlorophyta, Chlorophyceae, Chlamydomonadales, Astrephomenaceae.